CAAUAUUAAAGCACAAUCGAGUGAAGGCUGCAUAUUUUUUUCGAACACACAAAUAGAAAGCUAAUUUGCGAUUAAGUUAAUCGAAAAUCCACAUGAACAGCUCAGAUGAUACUCUUAGACAAUUUCAGAUGGAGCUGGAAGAUCGUUCCAUGGCACAAGUGGUUGGUGAAAGCGUGGUGUAUUCAGUCAUGAUGCUGUUGGCAAUAACCGGCAAUGCYUUUAUGUUAAUCGUUAUCUUGAAGAAAAAACGUCUUCGCACAACAACCAACUGUUUCAUCGCCUGCUUUGCAGUUUCAGAUAUUAUGAUGGGGAUUUUCAACGAGCCCUUGUUCCUSUCCGCUCUCAUUGUUUCCAAAUGGCCUUUCAACAGCUUUCUGUGUCAAUAUGAAGGAUACAUUGCAGUGUCAAUGAGUUGUGUUUCAAUCCAAACUCUAGCGUGGACUGCUUUCAGUCGAUAUGUUAAAGUUGUAAAGUCAAGCAACUGGUUUACUCCAAGAAGGCUCAUCAUUUGCAUAGCGUUYAUUUGGAUCUCAUGUAUCCUUUCUCCAGUGCCUUACCUKGUGUCAGGACAAAGAUUCAUUUUCCAUCCCGCCAAAUUCUUUUGUUACUUAACUCUCGAUAAYGUGUGGUUUACCGCAUUGUUGAUAUCUAUCUAUGUCGUCCUUCCAACAGUCGCCAUAGUUUUUUGCUACUCCAAAGUCUUCUUAAAAAUCUAUAAACACUCGUCCACACAAGAACGAUGCAGAAACAACAGUGCUGCGAAUGUGGAAGAAAUCAAAGUGACUCGAUCUUUAGUGAUCAUGGUUUUUGUAUUCAUGGCGUGUUGGACUCCAGUGAUCAUAAUCGACUUAAUAGACACUKCAUAUGGAAGGUGGAGUCUACCAAGAGAGGCAUACGYUGCAUAUUCCUUCCUUGCAACCCUGGGUACUUGCGUCAACCCUUUUAUAUAUGGACUAACCAACCCUCAGAUAAGAGAUGAAUACAUCAGCGUUUGGAAAGAACUAACAAUUGGAAAGCAAAACGCUAGUGUUAUGGUUACUAAUAACCAAGRAUKAGAAAAUACACAAGCUGUCUAAAAAAAGGUGUGYUCCUUCCGGAUGCAUAACCAGACAAUAUGACUCGGGUUUGAUACAUUAAGAGAAUACAGUCCGAACAUCUGCAUCGGUUAUUCGUUGAUAAKACGGAUAAGAAAUUGUAAUCUUGACUGCUAAGUAAAGCUAAAASGCGAACCAAUUUGAGCACACGGAAAUAUUUCACAUGYUCACAUUUGCGGAAAAGUGUUCAUUCACUUAAAUUAUUUUGCUUGAAGCUUGUUUACAUGAAUAAGUGACAUAAGGAGUAAUCUUCCGUCCACUAUGAAAGAUUAUGAAUAACAACAACAGUCACUCCUCUGUUUUGUUUUGUUUUUUUCUUUUUAUCAUGUAAUAAAAAACUUGGUACUCAUUUUCUUUUCGACGGAAAAUUACUCCAGCUCUUCUGUUACUAAUCAGUUGYAGGAGAAAUAUGAUAUCAAUGACUUAUAAUUUACUUUUUCAAAUAYAUUUACUGCAAAC
Molecule: messenger RNA, 1553 nt
Organism: Exaiptasia diaphana
Lineage: Eukaryota; Metazoa; Cnidaria; Anthozoa; Actiniaria; Aiptasiidae
Product: neuropeptide Y receptor type 1-like
Exons: 1
Coding region: 93-1076 (327 amino acids)
Biological process (GO): G protein-coupled receptor signaling pathway
Cellular component (GO): membrane
Molecular function (GO): neuropeptide Y receptor activity
Source: RefSeq, a predicted model, not a curated record